UAUACAUAUAUAUAUGUUAAUAAAGCAAAUUUUGUGUGCAGGUCAGGUAUUUACACGAAAAAUAUUUUCUUUUCUGAAAAGGUAAUUUAUUUUAUGUAAAUACUUAGUGUUUUUAAAACUAUUGUCAAGUUGGAAUGAUUCAAUAACAGAUACAAGUAAUGGACGUGACGGAAUUGACACAAUAUUUCAGUAAAAUAAUUGGUCCUUAAAUAAGUUAGUAUCAUUAAUAAAACGUUUAAAAGAAUGUCAGAAAAUAGGGAAAAAAGGACGAACGAAUCAUUUUUUAUACAAAGUGAUUCUGUUCGUUUUAAAGUACCAGAGAAUGAACCUAUAGCAGUUCCACCACUUAUUGAAGAAGGUUUACCAGAUCAAGUUUACAGUGUACAUCAACCAGUUCUUAUGAAUCACUACCCCAUUCUUCAGAACUACCUUACAGAUGGGGUACAACAACCUACUGUUGUUCAAUCUCAAAAUGAUCAGAAACUUGUAUAUUUAAUUGUUCCCAGUGACAGCAGCCAGACUGAUAAUUUACAGCUAAAAGAUGUGCAAACUGUUCCUACAUUACUUGUUUUACCUAAGGAGUUACAAAAUUCUGCCAAUGAAGUACAGUAUGUAAUUCAAACAAGUGAUGUUAGUAAUGAUCAUGUAAAUUACAACAACACCAACCAAGACAGUGAAAUAACAAUAAUAGAACCAAACGUUGAAAAUAAACCACAGUCAGAUAAUGCAACAGACCAGCAGUAUGUCUAUGUGUCUACAGAUUAUAAAGAAAGUGAAAAAAACAUUGCAAAAAAUUCAGCACCGGCACUAGAAAAUAACAGUAAAGUAAAUUUAGGACAGAAAAAAUUUUAUAGUUACAAAAAUCAGUAUAAGUGUGAGUAUGAUGGUUGUGGUGAGUUGUUUGCUUCUGUGUAUGAGAAAAAAAAUCAUGCAGAAGUCCAUUUAUUUCCUGAGAACACUGAGUUUAAAUGUAGCAUUUGUAAUGCUACAUUUUCCAAAGCCAUUGAAAGAAAUAAACAUAUUGAUUCACAUUCGGUUGCAGAAACAUAUAGAUGUAAAUCUUGUCAGAAAAGCUUCCCUUAUUACACUGCCCUUGUAAAGCAUAUCGAUGAACAAAAAUGCUCAACAGGGAAGUCAUUGAGUUGUCAUUUCUGUGGUGCAAAGUUUUUGAAUCAGAAGGAUUUGGAGAAACAUCAGAAAGUUAGCAUAAAAAUGUGUGUGUGUAAAACAAAAGUUUGUGGUGAGUCAGCUUUUAUUUCCCACAGUGGUACGUGCAGUAGUUACUUGCAGAAGAAAAAUAAACUCAAAAAAGGUCACAUUCUUCGAAAUUAAAAAUUUAUCUUUCUAGAAAAAUUCUCUCCUGUAAAAUAAUAGUUAACUUGGUUUUAUAGUAAUGCUAAAUAUAUUUAAUUAAAUAAUUAUAAGUGACACAAUUUGUAGACAUAAUGUAAAUUUAUAUACUCUA
Messenger RNA from Agrilus planipennis (emerald ash borer), 1465 nucleotides. Its product is annotated as zinc finger protein 181. Bases 244 to 1332 code for a protein of 362 amino acids. NCBI's taxonomy places the organism in Eukaryota, Metazoa, Arthropoda, Insecta, Coleoptera, Buprestidae. The record is from RefSeq and is a predicted model, not a curated record. Gene Ontology annotation, biological process: regulation of DNA-templated transcription. Gene Ontology annotation, molecular function: DNA-binding transcription factor activity, RNA polymerase II-specific; RNA polymerase II cis-regulatory region sequence-specific DNA binding. The transcript is spliced from 3 exons.